Molecule: messenger RNA, 1046 nt
Organism: Macaca mulatta (Rhesus monkey)
Lineage: Eukaryota; Metazoa; Chordata; Mammalia; Primates; Cercopithecidae
Gene: BET1L
Product: Bet1 golgi vesicular membrane trafficking protein like
Source: RefSeq, marked provisional
GGAAGCCCGUUCCCCGUGACUGCGCCACGUCUGAGGCGGCUGUGGCCGCGUCGGUGUUGGCGUCGAGGAGCCGGGGCAGGGCACGAUGGCGGACUGGGCUCGGGCUCAGAGCCCGGGCGCUGUGGAAGAGAUUCUAGACCGGGAGAACAAGCGAAUGGCCGACAGCCUGGCCUCCAAAGUCACCAGGCUCAAAUCGCUCGCCCUGGACAUCGAUAGGGAUGCAGAGGAUCAGAACCGGUACCUGGAUGGCAUGGACUCGGAUUUCACAAGCAUGACCGGCCUGCUUACAGGGAGUGUGAAGCGCUUUUCCGCAAUGGCAAGGUCCGGACGAGACAACCGGAAGCUUCUAUGUGGCAUGGCUGUGGGUCUGAUUGUGGCCUUCUUCAUCCUCUCCUACUUCUUGUCGAGGGCAAGGACGUGAGACAGUGGGAGCUGGUGUCUGUGGGUGCCAAGGGCAGCCAUUGUCUUCCCUGCCUGGCAUCUUGGGCUCCAGAGGACUUACCUGCAAAGUACUCCUUUGAAAUUAUAAUCGUGGGCCAGGAAUCCUUUCUGUGUGGCAGGAGGCUGCGGCUGCCUGUGACCUGAUGAGCUCAUGUUGGCUGGUCCCAUGUGUGGAAGGGACUCUUUCGGGGAAACCAAGGCCCAGCCCCUCCCCCCUUCCCCAGAUGCUAGAGACACAAGCAGAGCUGGGGCCGCAGCGUGUCUGGAGGAGCCAGGUCUGAGCAGAGCAACUGUUGAAUCCCAGGCGUGGCCACCUGUGGCCUGCAGCCUUUCUCCCAGCUCUUGGGACGCUGACAUCUGAAGGCUCCACGGUCGUGUCCUUGUCUGGAUGAGGCCAUGUCUGUGAUCCAAGGUUCCUGGAACUGACACAGGAAGGGGCUGUGAACCCUAAGUGGGUGCUAUCUCCUCCAACUGAGGCUUCUCAGCCUGGAGAUGGCAGUUACUCCUGGCCAUGGUUGCUGAGCACAGGAGACCAGUGCGGGCCACCCUGCUGUGAGUUCUCUGUGCCUACUCUCCAGUCCUGCGGAUGAAGUGAGACCCCUGGG